Chlamydomonas reinhardtii is the source of this 7992-nucleotide messenger RNA. RefSeq lists its product as uncharacterized. The record is from RefSeq and is a predicted model, not a curated record. The transcript is spliced from 23 exons. Bases 229 to 6609 code for a protein of 2126 amino acids. Lineage: Eukaryota; Viridiplantae; Chlorophyta; Chlorophyceae; Chlamydomonadales; Chlamydomonadaceae.
CACUGACACAAUAGCAAGACGAAAUGGAUUGUGUAUCUUCCGAGACUACAAAACAACGAGACAUCCGAUUCAGACGCAACGCAACUUGACGCCUUAACCGCCUGAGACUUAGAGGCUGCUGGCAGUGUGGCUGUGUUAUUUAGUGUAGUCGCUUGGGCCCUGGGCGGCCACGCCUGAAGGCCCAGGCGGGCCGCAUUCUUGUGCCCCUGAGCUUGGCGCCACAGCAGGAUGAGCGACCAUCUCAGCCGUAGCAGCAGUUUCUCUAGUGUUGGCUCUGGAGCCAACUCGGUCGCCAGCGAUGCGCGGAGCAUGGCGGGUGCGGGUGGCGGAGGCGAUGUCGGAGCCAACGACCUAUUGGAACAGAACCAAACAGUGCAGGCGGCGGUAUUUGGGGUGCUCUACACGCUCGCAAAAGAGAAGCUCGACACGUCCAAGCGCUUCGCCUUUGCCAAGCUGAUUCUUGAUUUCUUACAGUGUUUCAUCCUGAUUGUCAACCCUACGUAUGGAUGGGCCAUUGACACUAACGCGUGGUACUGGAAGGCCAUUAAAUGGGUGCACUUCAGUAACCCCAUCAUCGCCAAGGGUUACAACUUCUUCGUGGCGAUACUGUACGUGCUUGCGGCAGCGCUGGCGAUCAGCAUCAUGCUGUGCAUAUGGGUCGGCUGGUGCUUCAAGAAUGAUCGCUUCCCUUAUGUCUGGCCCAUCAAGAUGCUGCGUAUCGUGGUCGCCACGUUCUUCGUGGUCUUCUACAUCGGUUCAUUGGCCAUCUUCAUGGUGGCGCUGAGCUGCCGGUGGUUUGACCCCGACCCUGCCAUCAAGUUCCACCUGAGAGCGUUUCCUGACGUCGGCUGUCUGGUGAUGCCACACCUGGCGCACAUGGCGGUAGCGCUUUGCUGCUCGCUCGUUUUCUGCUUCAUCGCGUUUGCAAUGACUGUUGCGGACUUCGAGAUGAACCCAGUCAGCCGCCGCUGGCUGGCCUCACCGCACGCGCGGGUUGAGGUGCGCGGUCUGUUGGUGAAAACCAUCAUGACCAUCACCGUGUCCGUCAUCUCGGGCCUGACAAAGGUUCAAUCAGUCAUCCUUAUGGGCACCUCGGUCUUCCUUUUCUGGUCGUACGUGCGCUGGGAGCCCCACUUCAUUGAGUGGAUCAACCAUACGAGGGCGGGCCUGUACGGCAUGGUCAGCUGGGCGGGCAUCCUCCUCGUGGUUCUCACCUUCAGCCCUGAUCGCAAGUACUCGGAUUUCAGGUCAAAAGUCACAACCAUCAUGGUUGCUGGCCUGCUCCCGUGCAUGCUCGUUGGCUUCCUUGCGUCCUUCAUCCGCCUUCGCUGGCGAGUUAAGAAUGCAAUCAAGGCGUUCAGCCACAUCGACCCCAACAAGUCCCGGCUCAAGGACAUCUACCGCUUCCCCGACCCGAUGGAGGUGGAGAUUGUGUCUCGCGUGUGCCGCAAGUGGACUGAGGACGACGUGCUGGACCCGGACGCCGUCAAACUGGCGGAGACCGUGCUCAAGGUCGGCAUGGCGCACUUCCACGACGACGUGUUCCUUACCAUCACCUACUCCAAUUUCCUGAUCGAGGUCCAGAACAACUACCAGUCGGGCGUGACACAGCUUCAGCAGGCCAAGAAGCUGGAGCCUUCCAUGAGCGACCGCUUCGCCAUCUUUGUGCGUGAGCAGGAGCACAAGCAGAAGGCCCAGAGCCAGAGCAGCGGUGAGAGCGCAGUGGACCUGGUGUCCUAUGUGGAGUUCCAGCGCAACUACCGCCUGCUGCUGCGCGCACACAAGGGAUCGCUGUACGCUACCCGGCACUUCUGGAAGCAGCUGCUGCACCACGACGUGUCGUUCAGCGCUCUGGCGCGCGCUUUCCGCUCUAUCGAGGUCAACAAGACCAAGGCCGACCGCACCUAUAAGAUGGUGCUGGACAGGUACCCGAGCAGCGUCAAGCUGCUGCGUAGCUACGGCCGGUUCCUGGAGGAGGUCAAGAACGACCCCUGGACUGCAGCCAAGUACUACAGUGAAGCGGACAAGGUGGAGGAGCAGCAGGAGAAUGCCGCCAACGACGCCAUGCUCAGCGAUGCAGUUGGCGAUGGCGACCCGUCGUCAAUGCUGGCCCAGGUGGACGAGAAGAACAACGCCGUGGCGGUGAUCAACGCCGUGGGCAUCAUCCAGAUGGCCAACAAGCCUCUGAUGAAGUUGUUUGGCUACCGUAAGGGUGAGCUGGAGGGCAAGAACAUUUCCAUCCUGAUGCCGCAGCCCUUCAGCCAGCGCCACAACGGCUACCUGCGCAACUACAUCACUACGGGCAAGGCCAAGAUCCUGGACUCCGUGCGCGAGGUGGUGGCCAUCCAUAAGGACCGCUACGUGUUCCCUUUGAAGAUCGCCGUCACCAAGGUGUCCGGCACCGGCGCAGACAGUCUGUUCAUGGGCGUGCUGAAGCCGGCGGAGGACGACCCCAACACUGUGCGCGCCUGGAUUAUGACCCAGGGCACGAUCCUGUGCGUGGACCAGCGCUUCAGCGACUGGUUCGGCCGCGGCCCCCAGGAGCUGGUGGGGCGCCCCUUCAACACCAUCGCCACGGAGCAGGACGUGCUCAUCAAGCUGCUGGACCUGGCCAACGCCUCCACCGAGGCCGAGUUCCAGGAGGGCCGCGUCACCAGCGAGCAGGUCCACCUGCUGCACAAGUACACGGAGCCGGUUCCGUGCAGGCUCAAGAUGACGCUUGGCGGCACCGACAGCCAGCGCAUCUUCGUGGUGCACGUCAAGCGCGUGCGCAAUGACCAGAACAACAUGAUGGUGACCGACCACAAGGGCCGCAUUAUGUACAUGAACACCGACCUGGCCUCGGCGCUGGGCUACACGCCCAAGCAGGCUGUGAAGAUGGACAUCAGCCAGCUGAUGAGCCACCCCUACUCCAUGCUGCACUACAAGUACAUGAAGGAGCCACCGGCCAAGGUGCCGCUGCAGUCUUGCCGUAACGCCGCGACGGUGGUUAUGCUGGACAGCAAGAAGCAGCCGCACCCCGUGAAGCCGCAUUUGUCGCUGCGUGAGGAGAACGAUAUCAUCACGCACGUCGUCAACAUCGAGUUCUCAUCCUGGGAACGCGGCUUGGAUGAGCGCCGCCUAUCCAUGGUCAUUGAUGAAGCGGGCAUGAUCCAAAGCGUGUCGGACACGCCCAUGGGCGUCUUCGGGAUCAAGCCAGCCUCCAUGGUCGGGCACAGCGUUGCGGAGUACAUCGACGCGCUUUCACCGCUGCGUGGCGAGCUGCCGGAGAUCAUCAAGAAGAUGGUGGCGCUGCAAACGGAGAAGCCCGGCUACUCGUGGCGUGUGGGCGUGCACCCGCCCGUCGACGAGGCGGCGCUUGCGACCGCAAGUGCGGUGGCGCAGGCCAUCUUGGCAAAGAACACCCGCCCUGCGCUGAUGGGCAUGGAGAUCAAGCCACCCGCAAAUGAGGGCGAGCUCCCGGUGGUGUCGGUCACGCUGUUCAAGGCGGACAUGGUCACAGGCGUGAUGCUGGUGGACCACAACAACGUCGUCGUCAAACCCAACUGCUGCGUGCUGCACCCCACAGGCCUGCUCUUCGGCGUGGCUAACCAGGUGCUCAUGAAGCGCAAGGCCUCGCAGUUCUUGGACAUGCCGCACAACGUGCACUCGGAGUGGCUGCUGUCGGACCACAAGGUCAAGGGCGCCAUGAAGACCGGCACCACCGGCCGCAAGAUUGGCCCAACGCGCAACAUCACCGCCUUCCACGAGGACGGCCAGCCGCUGACCAUCCGCAUGACGGCCGUGGCGCAGGAGAACAAGCGCGUCAACGUCAAGUUCAACUUCGCCAACUACUGGACCGGCAACACGGAUGUGUUCCUGCGCACUCUGCACGGCAACGUGGAGCGCGCGCAGACGCGCGGCCAGGAGGCGCCCGCUGCUGCGCCGCCAGUUGCGGACCCCAAGAACAACCGGAGCGGCCGCCGCGCGCUGGUCACGACGUCCGUGAACGCCAAGGGCGGCGUGAAGUGGGCGGGCAUUGGCGGCGGCGACGCAGACCCAGACGGCGAUGAGAAGAGCGUCAAGGGCAACGGGCGCAAGGAGGCUACCCUGCCGCACUCGCCAACAGCGGACAAGCUGGGCGGUGACGGUGGCACGGCCCCGCGCAUGAGUGACGCUGGGGGCCGCAAGUCCGAGGACGGCUCGCUGUCCGACAGCGGCAGUGGCAGCGGCGAUGAGAAGGCGGAGGACGACAAGGCCGCCGAGGGCCAGGACGGGCUGGGGGCCUGGGGCGGCGGCGGCAACAACUGGGGCGCUGCGGUGGACGACGACCAGGCAUCAGGCGUAUCGGGCAGCCAGGUGGAUGGCGCGUCCGUCGUCUCGGGCAGUGAAGCUGGCGGCUACCAGACUGACUUCAAGCGCGGUCGGCGCUUCAAGAAGCUGAUGAAGUUGCUUUCGUCGGCCAAGGCCAAGGCCGACCUUACGCGCUACAACCGGCACACGUACAUCGUGAUCGCACUACUGCUGCUGGUGCACACGAUUUGCUUUGCGCUGUUCCUCAUCUUCCUGGAGAACCAGAAGAAGUAUGUGACGGAGGUGGACUCAACCCAGGACACUUCAACGUACGGCUUGGACGUGGCCAUCCUGUCGCGCGCCAUGCAGAACGUCUACAACAACAACACCAACCCCGAGUGGUACACGUGGGACGACCUGCCAGUGAUCCUUAAGGACACCACUUCCGCAAUCGACAUGAUGGAGUUCAACCACCAGGGCCUGUACCUGGGCUUCGGCAAGCUGCGGCAUCUGGGCGACAUCUACGAGCUUGGUGCCAUCUGGGAGGGCCGCACGCUCAACGAGACCCUGUACAUCGAUACCCGCAACCCGUAUCACGUGUCUGACCUCAACAGUCUGUGGCUGAUGGGCAACGCGCUCAUUGCCAGCGGCCGUGAGCUGGUGUCCAAUCACAUCCGCAUCGCCAACGCUACCGGCAAGAACUUCACACUCAACCGCGACUGGCAGUACGUGAUCAACAACGGCCCCGCUUCCGUCACCGCCGGCUACCGCUACAGUCUGAACGGCAUGGUGUUGCGCACCUGGGACAGCGUCGGCCGCGUCAACAUGCUGGGCAUUGGCCUGCUGAUUGCUGAAGGCGCCGUUGUGUGCGGUAUCGCGGCUCUGUACAUGUGGGUGCUGCUCAAGCAGGUGGCGCGCCAGCGCUACAGCCUUUACUCAGUGUUCCUGGUCAUCCCCACCGGCUUCCUGCGCGCACUGGCAAGCAAGCACGUGCAAGUGGAUGGCGAGGACGACAACGACAGUGACAGUGAUGCGGGCGACGAUGCAAAUGCCAACAAGGAGCGCAACAAGGACACGGCAGCCGUACCGGGUGCAGCCUCCACCAAGGAUGGCAAGACUGACGACGGCAAGGGCGAUGACAAGCCUGUCAUCCUUCCUGGCGUCAAGACUAAGGCCGUGGUGGUUGACAUGGGCGAGGCGGCGGACACGCCGCAGCCCAUGUGGCGCCGCCUGGUGCGCGCACUAUCACCGUCCAACUGGCUGGGCAGCGGCCAUCUGGGCAACGUGGACACUGGCAAGCGCAAGCUGAUCAAGGACAACCGCGACACCAUGACGCUCACCGUGCCGUUCCUCAUCUGGGGUGCUGUUGUGAUCUCCAUCUACACGUACUCGUACCUGACGCUGAAGAAGGUCUCUGAGCCGCUGGUGAACCUGGAUGUGGCCAACCGCGUGAAGGCCAAGAUCAACCGCGUAGUGUUCACGGCCCAGGAGGUGAUCAGCCAGCUCACGCCCGAGCUACGCGCCAAAGCACAGCACGAGUUGUUGGUGCGCCAGGCGGACCUAGAGAUGUUUUACGACGCCCUGCUGUACGGUAGCGACAACCUGCCUGAGAUGGCCUUCUCGCACACCGCGGGCACCUUGUUCAGCGGCGCCGCGCCGGCGCAGAUGUUCUUCCGCUCCAAAGACCAGUGCUACGUGAAGGACUACCCCGGCCGCUGGUGCUUUCCCGAGGGCCACAUGUACCACGAGGUGUCAAUGAACGCGCUGGACCCCAUGGUGCGCCGCCUGAUCGAGGAGGCACUGCUGCUGGGCAACGAUGCCGACGCCGACCUUAACUUCAACAGCACCCGCUUCGACUUCGUGUGGCGCGUGGCCUACCACCAGCUGAUAAUGGGCGUUUGGGACGCCAACGGCAUUUACACAGCUGCCGCCAACCAGAGGUUCGGCCAGGUCCGCAUGGCUCACAUCAUUCUGUUCGUGCUAUCCAUCUGCCUGGCGAUUCUGUUCCUGGCUACCAUGUUCCGGCCAUUCAUCCGCCGCACCGCCAUCGAGGCGCGGCAGGUGGCAGAGCUGCUCAGUCAGUUGCCACCCGAGAUGGAUGUGGAGGGCCUCGUGGCGUCGGCCAUGGCCAGCAAGCGCCGCGACGGCGAGGAGGGUGAGGAGGGCGUCGACAGGUCCCGCCGGUCCAUCGACGGCCGGGGCAAGGGCAGCGGGCGCAAGUCCGUAGACGGCGUCCGUGCCUCCAUGGACGGGCCAGGGAAGGGCAGCGGCAAAGGCGGCAAGGCCGCCGCUGAGCAGGAGGAUGACGCGUCCAGUGUAGCCUCCAGCAUGAAUUAGAACGGGGAAGGGCUGUGAGCUCGUAUGGGACUGCCAGCAUCCAGCGCGCUGAGCUUGUAUAGCGCGGCAAUGUCAUGGCCGUGGCGUGACACUCGGAGCGAAGGGCUCUGGAAGGACGAACCCGGAACUGAAAUGGAAAAGGGUGUUGUACUUUCUUGGCUUGGGAGAUUGUAUUCGUCAGCAAGGGCGCUGGGUGGCCACGAAGGUGUACAUGCAAGGUGUGAGCGCAGGGUGCUGGACAGCGAGGGGGUUAAGGCUUUGCCUGCGUCACCCAUUUAUCCGGAGGUGUAAGAUGCUGUGUGAGCGUCAAUGAUAUGCUGGUAUCACGCUUGGCGUAAUGAGAGCGCCGCCGCCUCUGGGCCUCAACAGCGUGCGACGCCGAAGAACGAAGUGAGCUGCGGAUGGCUCUUUGGGCGGCCGCAAGCCGUAUGCUAUUGAUUAGGAGUUAAAGUUGCGGGCCAUCACGCCUGCAUCAAUGGCCGUAGUGCUUACGUACGCCUGCCUUAGGCCCCUGCGUAAGGGUGCGUGCAGGCGUCAUCAGGCGCACUAGAGAUGUCACGAUACGAUGGUCGGUGCCCCUGUUUAGUUGAACACAGGCUGAAGCCCAGCUGGAGUCUGGGCGCGUGUUUCUUCGGCAUGUAUGCGUUGCACACUUGCCGGACGUGCGUGCUUGUUGGUGGACAGAUCACGGCAAGCGUUAACGACCAUCAUGCGUUUUGGUGAAGUAAAUGCUCGGGGCUAAUGGUGAUCUGCACAAGGAUUGCUGUGCAGCGCCUGUGAUGCCAUGCCUGGUGUCUGCUCGCAAAGCGGUGUGAUGGGGUCGUGUGUUGGUGUGGGCCUUGACCGGUCAUCUUUUACUAUGUCCUCACCCGACACGGUGCAGGUAGGCACUCUUCCGCGCUGACCCCUGCAAGAACGGUGCGUAUCUCGGACACGUUUUGGUCGGUCAAUAAAAAGAGCGCCCCUGCAAAGCGCUACCUUGUCUGUGAGAUUGCGUAUGACCUACGACCACUUGACGUAAGCGCGGCAAUAAACCGUGGCUGAGGGGCAAUGGUGUGCAUGAAUACGUUGCGUGUGACCUGCCCGUUUUGAGUGAGGUCCGCAUGCAUUGUUCGCGCUGGUGGAUGCAUUGUAGGUCUGUGUGUGCAUGCAGUAGUCGGGAACAAUUGGCACGUGGUGUAGUUGCAUGCGUUGGGCGAAGGCAGUCCCGUCGCUGGAUGGUGGCCGCUCCGUGCGGGCGCGGUGCGGCGCCUGGGCGGCGGGGACUUCCGUGGAACCUUGGCACAGAGCUCAGAACACGUAGGCGCGGCAUGGGUACUGAUAUUGUAGCCGUGCGCUACUGAAGCGAAGCGCGGUAUUGGUGCACUGUAAUGCACAGGCAGA